Messenger RNA from Triplophysa dalaica, 2951 nucleotides. It is a transcript of the gene trpc1, whose product is annotated as transient receptor potential cation channel, subfamily C, member 1. Gene Ontology annotation, molecular function: protein binding; store-operated calcium channel activity; inositol 1,4,5 trisphosphate binding. The record is from RefSeq and is a predicted model, not a curated record. The coding region runs from base 337 to 2730 and encodes 797 amino acids. Gene Ontology annotation, cellular component: membrane; cation channel complex. The transcript has 13 exons. Gene Ontology annotation, biological process: regulation of cytosolic calcium ion concentration; manganese ion transport; calcium ion transmembrane transport. NCBI's taxonomy places the organism in Eukaryota, Metazoa, Chordata, Actinopteri, Cypriniformes, Nemacheilidae.
GCAUUCCCAGCACCAUCAGCACCAGAGCAACACAUUACAUCGCGAUGCUUCGGUCUGUUCUUACGUUUAUUAUCGUUUGGUGGGGAUGUGGUUAUGGACAUCGUUAGAUUCUCGUCAUAUAUACCGAUUAAUGAUUUCGCUACCGUGCCAUACGCAGAGGCUGAGCCCUGGAUCUUAUUCAGAUGAUAAAAGAGUCAAUAUCUGUCGUUUAUAAGCAAGGCCUUAUCAGAGAGCGGAGCAUCCUUUAUAUGACGAUUGAUCGGCGGUUGUAUUACACGUUCAGUAUUGGGAUUUCGGUGGUUUCAUGCGUAUAAAGGUGUAACAGUGUUCAGUGGGAUGCACAUCAGUGCUUUGCCGUAUUCUCUCUCUGUUAUAAUGGCUGCUCUAUAUCAGGGCACGGACGCGUCCUCUCCGGAUAAAUAUCUGGCGUUAAAGGACGUCAGAGAGGUGAAGGAGGAGACUACUUUAGAUGAGAAGCUCUUUCUGCUGGCCUGCGAGAAGGGUGACUACUAUAUGGUGAAGAAACUUCUCGAGGAGAAGCGACAUGGCGAAUUCAACAUCAACUGUGUAGAUGUGCUGGGUAGAGAUGCUGUCACCAUUUCGAUUGAAAAUGAGAAUCUAGACAUUCUUCAGUUGCUAUUAGAUCAUGGCUGCCAGGCAACAGACGCAUUAUUAGUGGCUAUUGAUUCAGAAGUUGUAGGAGCUGUUGAUAUCCUGCUCAACCAUCGGCCCAGGCGUUCCUCUAAGCCUUCUAUUGCGAAAUUAAUGCAGCGCAUCCAAAACCCUGAGUACUCGACCACUAUGGAUGUCGCUCCAGUCAUUCUCGCUGCCCACAGGAACAAUUAUGAGAUUCUGACCAUGCUGUUAAAGCAAGACAUCUCGCUUCCCCGACCUCACGCUGUAGGCUGCGAGUGCACCCUCUGUAAUGCCAAGAACAAAAAGGACAGCCUCCGCCACUCAAGGUUUCGUCUAGAUAUCUACCGAUGCCUUGCCAGCCCAUCCUUGAUCAUGCUUACAGAAGAAGACCCCAUACUCCGAGCAUUUGAGCUCAGCGCUGACCUGAGAGAGCUUAGCCUGGUGGAAGUGGAGUUUCGAAAUGAUUAUGAAGAACUUGCCAAGCAGUGCAAGAUGUUUGCCAAGGACCUGCUGGCUCAGGCCCGAAACUCUCGUGAACUGGAGGUCAUACUGAACCACACAUCCAGCGAAGACCACAUAAACAAGAGAGGCCUGAUGGAGGAGCGCAUGAACCUCAGUCGACUCAAACUGGCCAUCAAAUACAACCAGAAGGAGUUCGUGGCCCAGUCCAACUGCCAGCAGUUCCUGAACACAGUGUGGUUCGGAGAGAUGGCAAGCUACCGCCGUAAGCACACGUGCUUAAAGAUCCUGUCUGUUUUGACAGUGGCUCUACUGUGGCCGCUGCUGUCCGUCUGUUACCUGUUUGGACCUCGAUCCCGCGUGGGUCAGGUCAUCCACACACCCUUCGUGAAGUUCAUCAUUCACAGCGCCUCUUACUUCACCUUUCUCCUGCUCCUAAACCUGUACUCACUGGUCUACAAUGAGGACAAGAAGAAUACCAUGGGUCCUGCUUUAGAACUGAUUGACUACCUUCUUAUCCUCUGGAUUUUCGGAAUGGUGUGGUCGGAUGUGAAGCGCCUGUGGUAUGAAGGCUUAGAGGAUUUCCUUGAGGAGUCCCGGAACCAGCUGAGUUUCAUCAUGAACUCACUUUAUUUGGCCACAUUUGUCUUAAAAGUGGUGGCUCACAGCAAGUUUAAGAAUGAAGAGACUGAAAGAAAAAACUGGGACGCUUUUCAUCCCAUCCUGGUCGCAGAGGGUCUCUUUGCUUUUGCCAAUGUUCUGAGUUAUCUACGUCUCUUCUUCAUGUACACCACCAGCUCCAUCUUGGGGCCCUUACAGAUCUCCAUGGGUCAGAUGCUUCAAGAGUUUGGCAAGUUUCUUGGCUUGUUCCUGCUGGUGCUCAUCUCUUUCACCAUCGGCCUGACACAGCUCUAUGGAAAGGACCAGAAGGAUCCAGCCAGAAGCAGAGACGAAAGCAAAGACUGCGAAGGCAUCUUCUGUCAGCGGCAGAGCAACGACACGUUUCACACGUUUAUGGGAACAUGUUAUGCGCUGUUUUGGUACAUUUUCUCUCUGGCACAUGUGGCUUUGUUCGUCACGAGGAUCAGCAACACAGAGGAGCUGCGUUCAUUCGUUGGCGCUCUUAUCGUCGGCACAUACAACAUUGUUGUAGUCAUCGUUCUUACCAAACUCCUAGUGGCUAUGUUGCACAAGAGCUUCAGACAAAUCGCCAACCACGAAGACAAGGAGUGGAAGUUUGCCCGUGCCAAGCUGUGGCUCAGCUACUUCGAUGACAAGUGCACCCUGCCUCCACCGUUCAACAUUCUCCCCUCGCCGAAGACUGUGUGUUAUCUGGUGAUCAGCUUAAGCAAAUGGAUCUGCUCCCACACCUCCACAGGCAGAGUCAAGAGACAGAACAGCCUCAAGGAAUGGAAGAACCUCAAACAGAAGAGAGAUGAGAACUAUCAGAAGAUCAUGUGCUGUCUGGUGCACCGCUACCUGACGUCCACACGGCAGAAGAUGCAGAGCACCGAUCAGGCCACGGUGGAGAACCUCAACGAUCUGCGUCAAGACCUGUCCAAGUUUCGCAACGAAAUGAGAGACCUUCUGGGCUUCCGCACCUCUAAAUACGGCAUGUUCUACCCCAGAAGCUAAGCCACUUUAGUAAAUGCUCAGCAUGCUCGGCAAAUGUCUUCUUGUGUUUCUUUGGAAGAUGUAAGAGGAGAAAAGCCCUGGGACUCUACUGGAUUGUAUUACACCCUGUAUAUUAUUCGCCAACGCCUCCAGAACCAUAAAAGUCAUGUAAUAUUCUUGCAUCCUACAUGUUUUCUAAAAAGUGUUCUAUAAAUCUUUUCCAAUAAACAACAUUUAUUAUG